Molecule: messenger RNA, 3228 nt
Organism: Lactuca virosa
Lineage: Eukaryota; Viridiplantae; Streptophyta; Magnoliopsida; Asterales; Asteraceae
Source: the annotation of a GenBank genome assembly
AUAUAUAUAUAUAUAUAUAUAUAUAUGUUACUCAUGCAAAGACUGCAACUUUUGGAUCUCUCUCUAGUGUGUUCACCAUGGAAGAAAGAGACAACAAGAAAUACACAGCAAAAACAAAGAGUUUCAGAGGAAGAACACAUAAUAACCCUCCACACCAACACUUUUAUCAUCAUCAUCUUCAUCCGCACUAUCUUUUGCAGCAUUCCAACAGAAAUUUCGGUUUUCUUAAUCAAAAUCUGUACCACUCUCCUUCACCCCCUCUUCUUCCUCUGCCUCCACCUCAAUACGCCAUAGCUCCAUCUCUACAUCUACCUCUACCUCUGAAUCAUGCCUUCACACCAAAACCCCAUUUGCAGAAACCGCCAUGGAAGCAGAAUCAUCUUCUUCCACCUCUUGUUGCUACUUCUGAUUCACAUCUAUCUCAUCAAACAGCUCUAGAGGUGAUUCCAAGAACAAUUAACUCAUCCAUGGGAGCAAAGAAAGACGAACUGAGACCUGUUAGGGAUACAGCACUACCAGAACCUCCAUUAACGGUGGCAAGAAGGCCGGAUUCCGGUGGCUCAGAGGGAACAAUUAUCUCACUUUUAGCCAAUCAUUUCCUUGUAAAAUUCGACCCUUCACAGCUAAUUUACCACUACGAUGUCGACAUCUCUCCGAAACCUUCAAAGGAUAUUGCUCGAUUGAUCAAACAAAAACUCGUCGAACAAAACCCCGCCAUUUUAUCCGGUGCCAAUCCUAGCUACGAUGGCCGGAGAAACCUUUUUAGCCCAAUCGAGUUUCAAAAAGACAAACUUGAACUCUUCAUUAACAUCCCAAUUCCAAUGGGUAAUCCUUCGAUUCCUCUAAAUUGUGAAGAGAAUCAAGAAAAAUCCAAGCUUUUUAGGGUAAACAUCAAGAUUGUAUCGAAACUAAACGGCAAAGAACUAAGCAAAUACUUGAGUAAAGAAGACAACGAUUCAAUCCCACUUCCACAAGACUAUCUACAAGCUUUAGAUGUUGUUCUUCGUGAAAACCCUUUGUCAGAAUGCAUCCCAUUAGGGCGUUCACUUUACUCGACCUCCAUGGGAGGCGCUAAAGACAUAGGAGGUGGCGCAAUUGGACUUCGAGGUUUUUUUCAAAGUCUCCGACCAACACAACAAGGGCUUGCGCUCAAUGUAGACUUAACAGUCACCGCUUUUCAUGAAAGCAUUGGAGUGAUCCCGUAUUUGCAGAAGCGUCUUUCUUUCCUGAAUGAUCUUUCUGAGAGAAAAACAAGAGAGUUGACGAUUGAAGAGAAGAAAGAAGUUGAAAAGGCGUUGAAGAACAUUAGGGUGUUCGUUUGUCACCGUGAUACUGUUCAAAGAUACAAAGUUCACAGUUUGACAGAUGAAUCCACUGAGAAUCUUUGGUUUCGUGAUCGAAAUGGGAAUAAUUUAUGGGUUGUGAGCUACUUUAAAGAACAGUAUAACUAUGAUAUACAAUACAGGAACUUGCCAUGUUUGCAGACUAGUAGAAGACGACCAUGUUAUCUUCCGAUGGAGCUUUGUGUCGUUUGUGAAGGCCAAAAAUUUCUCGGAAAACUUUCCGAUGAUCAAACUGCAAAAAUUCUGAAAUUGGGUUGCCAAAAACCAAGAGAACGAAAAGCGAUCAUUGAUGGUGUCAUGGCUGGACCCUUCGGUCCAUCAAGUGGAAAGCAAGCAGGCGACUUCAAUCUUCAUAUUUUGAAGGAGAUGACAAGAUUAAAUGGGCGAAUUCUUCGACCUCCAAAGCUUAAACUUGGAGAUGGUGGAGAAGUAAGAGAUUUGAUUCCUUCACGCCAUGAUCGCCAAUGGAACUUUUCAGGUAGCCAAGUUUUUGAAGGAAGCCGGAUUGGGAGAUGGGCUUUAAUUAGUUUCGGUGGGACUGAUGAACAAAAGCGAAUCAUCCCCAAAUUUAUAGACCAAUUAACUCAAAGAUGUCAACAAUUAGGAAUCUUUCUCAACAAGAACACAAUCAUAAAACCACAGUUUGAAUCAAUGCAAGUUUUGAACAAUGUUUGUCUUCUCGAAUCGAAACUCAAAAAGAUCCAAAGAGCCGCAUCCGAUAACUUACAACUUUUGAUUUGUGUGAUGGAGAAGAAACAUAAAGGGUAUGCGGAUUUGAAGCGAAUUGGAGAAACAAACAUCGGGGUUAUGAGCCAAUGUUGUUUGUAUCAAAAUCUUGCGAGAUUGAGUUCUCAAUUCCUUGCGAAUUUGGCAUUGAAAAUCAAUGCCAAAAUCGGGGGGUGUACAGUAGCGCUGUACACCUCAUUACCGGCUCAGAUCCCAAGGGUUCUAACCCUUGAUGAGCCGGUAAUGUUUCUGGGAGCGGAUGUCACGCAUCCGCACCCACUUGAUGAUUUCAGCCCUUCAGUGGCGGCGGUUGUCGGAUCGGUUAACUGGCCGGCGGCAAACAAGUACGUUUCAAAAAUGAGGUCGCAGACUCACCGGCAAGAAAUAAUUCAAGAUUUGAGUUCAAUGGUGGAGGAGAUAUUACAUGAUUUUGUUCGUGAGCUUUCAAAAUUACCAAAAAGAUUGAUUUUCUUUCGUGAUGGUGUUAGCGAGACACAGUUUCAUAAAGUUCUUCGUGAUGAAUUGCAAGCGAUUCGUGAUGGGUGUUCACGUUUCACCGGGUACAACCCACCGAUUACAUUUGUGGUGGUUCAAAAACGGCACCACACGAGGCUGUUUCUGGCGGAAUCGGGCGGCGGCACCUCCCGGAAUCUUUUUUCCGAUGAAAACGUGCCGCCGGGUACGGUGGUGGAUUCGGUUAUCACCCACCCGAAAGAGUUUGAUUUUUAUCUUUGUAGUCAUUGGGGUGUAAAGGGGACAAGUCGGCCUACACAUUAUCAUAUAUUGUGGGAUGAAAACGACUUCACUUCUGAUGAAUUUCAGAAACUGGUUUAUAAUCUUUGUUUCACUUUUGUGAGGUGUACUAAACCGGUGUCAUUGGUGCCACCAUGUUAUUAUGCACAUUUGGCGGCUUAUCGAGGGCGGUUGUAUCUUGACCGGACCGUGGUGUCGCCGGGGUUCACAAGACGGGGCCCAGUGAAGACCACCCCGCUUCCUAAAGUACGGGAGAGUGUCAAAAAUCUUAUGUUUUAUUGUUAAAGAUUGGUAUAGGAUAUGUAGAUCGACUCUUAACAUAUAUAUAUAACCCUUGUAGCAAGUUGGUAAUUGGUAAAUGUUAUUAGAAGUCAAAUAUUAUGGGUUUGAUUAUUGUUAUUGUACG